AGCAGGAGCAGGAGCAGGAGCAGGAAAAGAAGCCCAGCAGUUCCUGCAGAUUGACCCCCUCUGGAGGCUUUGGGGAUCACCAGAGGAACUGGAUCUUGGGGAGUUGUUUGCCAAUGGGGCCAGCUGUGGGGUGAAGUGCAGGAGAUGGAACAGCGAGCCAGUAAACCGCCCAGAGAGAAACUGCACAAAGAGGAGAACGUGGCGAUUCCAGGUCCAGCCUGAUUAAGAGGCUCAACCCUCGGAAUUUCUCUGGAUCCAGAUGCCCGGGGCUGCGGGACGGGCCAUCGACGAGAUGACGCCAGAGGGGACGCCCGGCCCCCACGAACCACGACACUGACCGCUGUGGCUGGGAUGUGGGAAGGCAGAAACGGGCAACUGCUCCCACUGCCAUGGCCACCGGCUGCUCCCCGCUGCCCAGCCCCUCCCCCCAGGAAAGCUUGGCCACCGCAUGCCACGGCCACGUGCACCUCCGCUGCCAGCCGCUGUCCCGCAGCUCAUCCAGCCUGCUGGGGCCCAGGCCGGCCGAUGCCCCGGAUGGGCCCGGCAGCCAGACGGAGCUCAGGAAGAGCAUCAGUAGCACGGUCUGCCGGGGCUCGCUGGGGCAAGGAGAGCUCCAGGGAGAGCUUGGGCCCGGCCUGCCCCUCAGCACGGUCACGGCUGUGGGACAGGAGGCGGAGGAGCCCACCGGCAUGGCCGACCACGAUCCACCCGGGGACUGGUCCCCCCGAGCCUGGGGAACGAGCGGCCUGAGAGUCCAUGGGAAGAGCAGCACGGAGCAGAACGUCACCCCCGAAGGCGCCGUGCGGAGGAGUCACUCGGACCUCACUCACGCGGGCAGGACCCCUGACACCAUCCCUGCCAAGGAAGCCAGUGCCAGCUGCUCUGGUUUGGGCGCCUCGCCGGGGGCUCUGGGCUGCCACGCAGGGAAGUGGUGUGGUGGGCUGAUGGGACGUGAAAACAGAAACCAGCACCUUCAGAUGACCCUCCCGCCGGGCCCUAAUGCCCCCACCAGCCGGGUGGCCGGUGGGUCUGCCCCGCCAAGCGCCACAGGGUACAGUGACCCGGGGGCCCGACUGUCUGGGAACAGCUGUCUCCAUUCACUUAUGUUCCCGCAAGGCGGUGGGGCCUAUGGGGCCCUUCCCAAUGCCCCAUGCCCAGCUCCCAUCCUGCCAAUCCACAGGCUGGCCGCCGCUCCUUGCCCCACGGGGGCAGCCAUCAAGGUCGGUGACACCUAUCCCGCGUACUGCCAUCCUCUCCCGAUUCCAGCUGUGCAGCUCGUGCCCCAGCUGGGAGGCCCCGGGAGGGACGGGCCCAGCCCUGGCUGCUGGCACGGCCCAUCUCCCCUAGAGUCACCACCAUUUCCCCAGCUCGUGUCUUCGGUCAGCGAGCCCGGACUGGGCAUCGGGCACCUGGCCACGUGCUGCGUCUCGGCCGGGGAGUGGCCCGUCUCUGGGCACGGUUCCUCGCGGGCCCAAGUGGCUCCCUGGGAGAUCCCAGCGGGUCCGGCCUUGGAAGGGAGCCAGCCGGGGAUGGGUCCAGCAGCCAGAACGAAAGACGUGUGGACCAUGACCUCCUCGGACGACUUGUCCACACGGUGCCGGGACGCGGGCGUGCAGACCGCCCCGCUGCCGGCCUGCAAGUCGGUGGGCACCAGCCCCCGGGCGGAGGGCUACGCCCUCCCUCACGUGUUCCCAGAGGUGAACCUGGAGCCGGGCCCGGCCGACCCCAAGUCUCCGGUGCGGGACGUGCGUUGGGACAAUGAGGGCAUGACCUGGGAGGUGUAUGGGGCAUCCGUGGACCCCGAGGUCCUCGGCCUGGCCAUCCAGAAACACCUGGAGAUCCAGAUCGAGCAGUUCCAGCUGGAGCCAUCCGAGGGGGCUCCGGCCAGCCUCAAGGACGCCCCGACCAAGGAGGCCAAGAGGAGGCCAUUCCGGACCGUGAUCCACUCUCUGAGCCGCCCCAGCUGCUGCGCCCGUUCCAGCACGACCCUGGAGUGAGCCGCAUUGUCGCUCCCCCAUUCCCGGGUCUCCUGGUUGGGUCCCUCAG
Messenger RNA from Tachyglossus aculeatus (Australian echidna), 2046 nucleotides. RefSeq names its product G protein regulated inducer of neurite outgrowth 2 (gene GPRIN2). Lineage: Eukaryota; Metazoa; Chordata; Mammalia; Monotremata; Tachyglossidae. The coding region runs from base 390 to 1997 and encodes 535 amino acids. The record is from RefSeq and is a predicted model, not a curated record. Gene Ontology annotation, cellular component: plasma membrane. Gene Ontology annotation, biological process: neuron projection development. The transcript is spliced from 5 exons.